Molecule: messenger RNA, 378 nt
Organism: Phytophthora sojae
Lineage: Eukaryota; Oomycota; Peronosporomycetes; Peronosporales; Peronosporaceae
Exons: 3
Coding region: 1-378 (125 amino acids)
Source: RefSeq, a predicted model, not a curated record
AUGGGCAGCAAGGGCGGCAGCACGGCCGCCGAGCUGCGGCUCAAGUUCCUGUUCGCCAACCAGGACGGCGUGCGCGUGGAGAUGGGCUUCCCCAGGGCGACGACCGUGGCGCAGGUCAAGGAGCAGCUCAUGCGCAGCUGGCCGCAGAACGUGCCGCCGGCCGAGGACGCCAAGUCCGUCCGGCUGAUCUGCAUGGGGCGCGGCAUCCUGCAGGACUCGCACACGCUCGAGUCGGCGGUCCCGGCCUUCGACACGCACCCGACGCCCGUGAACGUCUCGGUCUACCGCAAGUCACAGACGGCAGUGCGGGAAGCAACAGGGGGUCACGCUGCUGCGAAGACGGUGGAGUCGGCGGGUUGCGGCUGCGUCAUCUGCUAG